Trachymyrmex septentrionalis is the source of this 2521-nucleotide messenger RNA. It is a transcript of the gene sim, whose product is annotated as single-minded homolog 2. Gene Ontology annotation, cellular component: nucleus; cytoplasm; transcription regulator complex. The record is from RefSeq and is a predicted model, not a curated record. Lineage: Eukaryota; Metazoa; Arthropoda; Insecta; Hymenoptera; Formicidae. Gene Ontology annotation, molecular function: DNA-binding transcription factor activity, RNA polymerase II-specific; RNA polymerase II transcription regulatory region sequence-specific DNA binding; protein dimerization activity. Gene Ontology annotation, biological process: regulation of transcription by RNA polymerase II. Bases 139 to 2325 code for a protein of 728 amino acids. The transcript is spliced from 9 exons.
UCUCCUCGCGACGAUCAGGCAUGAUACGGACCGGGUCGGCUACGGAAAAGGGUUCGCGCCCAUGGGUGACCAUGCAUUGCGCCGUGGGUGACCAACGUUCUGGAUCUAAAUAAAACGUUCAGCGCAAUCAUCAGCGUCAUGAAACACAGCAACUCUUCCUUGGAUACACUGGAUUUGAGCCCGCAUCAUCAUUAUUAUCAUAACAAUUCGAACGGCAUUGCUAACUCCACCACGUCCGGUGGUCUACAAGAAAUCGAGAUGAAAGAGAAAAGCAAAAACGCAGCGCGAUCGCGCCGCGUUAAGGAGAAUCAGGAGUUUUUCGAGCUGGGAAAGCUGCUACCACUUCCAGGCGCCAUAACUACACAAUUGGAUAAGGCCAGCAUUAUCAGACUAACUACCAGUUAUCUCAAGAUGAGAGCCGUUUUUCCUCAUGGUCUAGGAGACGAAUGGGGUGCCGCGCCACCGCCCAAAGAGACUACCAUUAAAGAACUCGGUUCGCAUCUUUUACAAACACUGGAUGGUUUCAUCUUUGUCGUGGCACCGGAUGGAAAAAUUAUGUACAUAAGCGAGACUGCUAGCGUACACUUAGGUUUGUCGCAGGUGGAAUUAACGGGAAACAGCAUAUUCGAGUACAUUUAUCCGGAAGAUCGCAACGAGAUGGUUUCCGUGUUGAAUCUUCCGCAGAGCCCAGCGGAUUUAGCGGGUUUCACUUUCCCGCCACCGAAUUCGCGAGGUGAAAUCGAGCUGGAACGUGCCUUUCUCCUCAGGAUGAAGUGCAUCUUGGCGAAAAGGAAUGCGGGUCUUGUUACAGAAGGAUAUAAGGUCAUACACUGUUCUGGUUAUUUAAAGUGUGUCGUAGAGGCCCCUAUUGGAUCCGAAUACGAGGACGGUGUUGGACGGUGCAUCCGUAAUGUCGGUCUAAUGGCCGUCGGUCAUUCACUGCCUACAAGCUCCAUAACCGAAAUUAAAUUGAACCAUAAUAUGUUCAUGUUCAGAGCGUCACUCGAUCUGAAACUCAUAUUCCUUGAUGCUAGAGUAACUCCACUAACAGGCUACGAACCGCCAGAUCUAAUUGAGAAAACAUUAUAUCACUAUGUGCACGCAUGCGACAUUCUGCAGCUACGACACGCUCAUCAUGUUCUGUUGAGGAAAGGUCAAGUGACAACAAGGUACUACAGGUUUCUGACAAAAACUGGUGGUUGGGUAUGGAUGCAGUCAUAUGUGACGAUCGUGCACAAUUCACGUAGUUCGCGUCCGCACUGCAUUGUGUCCGUGAACUAUGUGUUGACGGCUACCGAAAACACGGGCUUAGUUUUGAACUGCGAACAAAAGUCAUCCUGCUCGAGCCCAGGAAAUCCGCCAAGCGCUCCCGUGUCGACGCCCGUGACUAUUGGUACGAAUGACCUGGACAAUCACAGCCCAAGUCCACCUUCUUAUCGUAGCAGAACCAGGGAACCGCCCGAUACUGAUUAUGCUGACAGUUCCGGUUAUCCCAACUCGGAGUACAUGACAGGUUCGACCAAUCACAGCCAUUACCCGUCGACCUAUGCAUCGCACAGUAUUAAUGGUGCCCAGGAGGAUAGCGCUUACUACAGUUCAGAUUUGUUCUAUCCGUACAACCACCUCCACCAAGACCCUGUGAACACUCUGCAGCACCAGCAAGACACGCACCAUCAGCACCUUAUGCAUCACACUACAUCCUCUUUGUCCCUGACUAUUCAACAACACAGCCCGCAGAACAGUCAGCAGAAACGACAGCAUCCCCAGCAUCUACUGCAUCAAGGUGCAUCUUCUUUGACGUCCUUCGAGCAGCAGCAACAACAUAGUCCUCAGAGCGGCCAACAGAAGCGACCUUACUCGACAUCUUCAAGUUCCUGCGGUAGCGCUGACGGUUUCGAUGUUCACUUAACGAAUUCCAUAAGCCUGCUACCGACUACUGGAUACUCGCAUCAUCAUCAUUCUAUACCGGAUUCAACCUCAUCGACGACGUUGAACGAAACUGGCAGCGUUAUCAUGUACCCGAACUGCGGUUUCAACAACAAUGAGAGCUAUAAUGCUGCGGCGCUUCAACAUCACGACGGCUAUCAGCAAGGUCAUCCUCAGGCUCAUCACAGCAACGGCAAUGGGACGGUAAAACACCCUCAUCAUCAUCAUCUAGAGGCCUCGUCGGCUGGUUACACCAGCGUCAUCGUCGACUCUCAGCAGUACAGUCCCAGUACCGUUCCCCCCGAACUGCACACGCAUCAAACGGCUCCGGUGAGCGGCGGCACGCCGCCGCUGCAUCAUCAGCCUCAUUACGAAACGCAUCAUCAGUUUGUUCACUGACAUCAAUUCGAGGUGCCCUGCGCGUAGCACUUUGACGCCGCAUGCGACGAUGACGUAUGCGGGCAUCAUCAUCGUCGUCAACAGCAGCGUCAUUGCGCAACGUCAGAGUGCAGUGGAGAACAGUACGUUGGACAUCGGAUAAACAAUGAAUCCUACAACCCCGCUGGGUCUCACAUCACCUACGUCACGUCCUACA